Molecule: messenger RNA, 996 nt
Organism: Phasianus colchicus (ring-necked pheasant)
Lineage: Eukaryota; Metazoa; Chordata; Aves; Galliformes; Phasianidae
Source: RefSeq, a predicted model, not a curated record
AUGGGUGCGUUCCCCCGCCAAAAGAGGAGACAUAUCUCUGAGGAGGAAGGCGAGUGCAGAGCAUUCCCGCAGCGGAUUUGCCUCUGCCACAUGCAGUACCACGCCAGCGGGCUGUACCAGCGCGGUGCUGACGAGGAAGGAUUCUUCGGAUUCCUCUUCCCCAGCGUUGAGCAGGAGCUGCAGCGCGUGGCACAGAAGAAAUGCUGCGUCUGCCGGAAGCAGGGCGCCUCGGUGCGCUGCCAUUGCCGCAGAUGCUCCCGCACCUUCCACUACCCCUGCGGGAGAGAACGCGGCUGUGUCUCCCAGUUCUUCGGGGAGUACAGGUCCUUCUGCUGGCAGCACCGUCCGACGCAGCAGGUGAAGCCGCUGCAACGGGAACAGCCCCAGUGCGCCAUCUGCUUGGAGGCGGUGGAGGGACGCCCCAGCUACCACCCUCAUCUGUCCCUCCUGCACCAGCGUGCAGUUCCACCGCCACUGCAUGCAGGUAGGCAGCAUUGCCUCCAGACCACAACAGCAUCGUCACCCAACCCUGCCGCCCUGGCAUCAUCCCCGGCUCUGGGGCAACGCGCGCGGACCCCCAGCUCACGUUCUGCCUUCCCCAGGGCCAAGCUCUGCGCGCUGCCCUGCACCACUUCUGCUGCCCGCUCUGCCAGGACAUGCAGGCCUUCAAGGCAGAGAUGUUUUGCCUCAGCAUCAAAAUCCCAGACAGGUCAGCACCCCCCAUGCCACCACCUCCUCUUGCACCGCGCUCAGCUGUCCCCGGCUCCCUCCCACAGGGAUGCAGCCUGGGAGGUGGAAGAGGGCGCCUUCCACAACCUGUACCAGCGGCACAGCUCCUGUGACACCGACCUGUGCCUGUGCCCGAUAGGACGGGACUAUUCUGAGAACACGGGGUGAGCGUGCUCCGACACAAAAGCCAUGGUGACCUGGUGCUUUCAUCCCCUCCUUCCAGCUGGGAUGGAGGCUGGCCAGGAUGCUGAGCUCAGCACGGCACAA